Molecule: messenger RNA, 3220 nt
Organism: Myotis myotis
Lineage: Eukaryota; Metazoa; Chordata; Mammalia; Chiroptera; Vespertilionidae
Gene: HOXC5
Product: homeobox C5
Exons: 2
Coding region: 326-994 (222 amino acids)
Biological process (GO): embryonic skeletal system morphogenesis; regulation of transcription by RNA polymerase II; anterior/posterior pattern specification
Cellular component (GO): nucleus
Molecular function (GO): RNA polymerase II cis-regulatory region sequence-specific DNA binding; DNA-binding transcription factor activity, RNA polymerase II-specific
Source: RefSeq, a predicted model, not a curated record
AACCAUUUUUUUUUCCUCCCCCUUCUCUCUGUUUCUCUCAUUCCCUCUCCCCUUUGGUUAGGCUUUGCCAACAUAUCAAGAUGCGUUUCGCCGGCUUCCAUCACUAACCUCCCGGAGGUCAUCAAACCAAAUUUAUGAGUGGUCGCUGGAGUCACGUGACUCUAUUUAAGGCUCCCUUAUUUGGGAAGAGCGCAUAGGAUAAAGAAAGAGAUAUCUCCACCUAUAAAUUGUGCACUUUGGAGAACAAAAAACCCCUCAACUUCAAAGAGUCACAAAUCACCCUUAAUCAAAAAGGGUGCAGAAAUUUUUUUGGGCCCUCCCCGCCAUGAGCUCCUACGUAGCCAAUUCAUUCUAUAAGCAGAGCCCCAAUAUCCCUGCCUAUAACAUGCAAACUUGUGGGAACUAUGGAUCGGCCUCAGAGGUGCAGGCAUCCAGGUACUGCUACGGCGGAUUGGACUUAAGCAUCACUUUCCCACCGCCUGCGCCUUCCAACUCUCUCCACGGGGUAGACAUGGCUGCCAACCCCCGGGCUCACCCCGACCGCCCCGCCUGCAGCGCCGCGGCCGCUCCAGGACACGCUCUGGGCAGAGACGAAGCGGCUCCUCUGAACCCCGGGAUGUACAGUCAGAAGGCGGCUCGCCCAGCGCCGGAGGAGCGAGCUAAGAGCAGUGGGGAGAUCAAAGAGGAGCAGGCGCAGACAGGGCAGCCCGCCGGACUGAGCCAGCCACCGGCCCCGCCACAGAUUUACCCGUGGAUGACCAAACUGCACAUGAGCCACGAGACAGACGGCAAGCGGUCCCGCACCAGUUACACGCGCUACCAGACUUUGGAACUGGAAAAAGAAUUCCACUUUAACCGCUACCUCACUCGCCGCAGGCGCAUAGAGAUCGCCAACAACUUGUGUCUCAACGAGAGACAGAUCAAGAUCUGGUUCCAGAACCGCAGGAUGAAGUGGAAGAAAGAUUCCAAAAUGAAAAGCAAAGAGGCUCUUUAGGAGGCGGCGAAGAGGCCCGCCCGGAGCGCCCUGGCUGCUCCCACUCCCCUCGCCUUUCCUUUCCGGUUCUCCUCUCUGUAUUUUAGGGCAAGGGCGGUGGCCGGGGACCCGCUCCGGGCCUCAGAGACAAAAGCGCUUUCCCCGGCACCCGCAUCUCCACCGACCCCAGGUUCCCGCGGGGCUGACCACGCUGUGCUGACUCCCCUUAGUUCUGCUGGGCUCCGGGCCGCCCCGGGGCCAGCUCCGCAGGCUUCCCAGGGCUGUGGCUUCCUGGCGCUGCCCAGGCUGGCGCCGACCCCACCGGACCGGCCUGGGCCGCCUCUCAGCCUUCCAGCCCCAGCUGGACCCACCCCCGUUAAGGUGGGCCGUGUGGUUGCUGCAGGCCGGGCGCCCCGACCCUCCAACCUCGCGCUCUCCUUUGUUCCCGGUUUAGGCUGGCCAGGCCGCUUCGAUCUGGCGAGAGAGUGGUUGUGCCUGGGGGAGUCUGGCGCCAGAUUCGGGGUGCUUCCUUGUAGUGACUACACUCAAGUUUUUCAUUUUUUAAUGAUUUGCAUAAUAAAAGGGGGAGCCGAUUGAAGUCUGCCUCCGGCCCCUUGGGUUGUCCUAUGCUCUCUAAACCUUCCUCCGACCCCCAAACCCGGGAACCUCUCCAGCCUGCGCCCUCUGCAUGCCUUCAGGCCCCCAGCCUCAGACCACUAGCGAGCUCAACUAUUGAGGCUCCCUGCCACAGGACCCCAGCAGCGGUCCUAGGGGCUCCUGGCUGCUAGUAUCCUUGCCGCCACUUUCUGUGCCCGCCUGCCCCAUCGCUGUUGUACAACUAUUUAUUGACGCCAGGUCUUUCCUGAAACUAUAUUUUGUCAUAGCAAAUAAAGACAAAGAGAGAACAGGACUAAAAAUGCAGUGGCUCCUCUCUGAUUGGGGCACGUAUUGGGCAAAAAAGUCUAAAUGGGCUGUGAGGUGGAGGGGGAAGCCCACAGCCUUUAAACCUCCUCUUUAAAGGAAUUUUUAGGAGCUUCUUCGGGUAUUGAGACAAGGCAGGUGAAAGUGGGCUCCUGUCCUGACCCCUGGCCCCAAGAAGGGCCUCUGGGGGAAGGGGAGGACCCAGGUGCCUGUCCUGUGCUGUGGCCAUCCAAGGCAUUCGGGCCUCUGCACCCCAUCCCCUUUUUGGCUGGGUGGCUCUGGGGUCUCUAGACUGACAGCGGCCCUCACUGCAGGCAAGAACGAAUCUGCAGGGACUCGUGGCUCUGCGGUAGGGUUAAGGGGUCCCCGAGGGGCCUAGGUGGACAUAAAGUGCUGAGCCCUCAGCCGAGGGUCCUAUCUGGUCGCAGAAGGAUCCUCAGAAAGAGUUGGUGCUGCUGAGUAAAGGGGUUCUGGGAAGUUGGGGGUGUGCCUCAGCUUCCUCAGAUACUGGCGGAGGGCGAGUAGGGCGGGCAAUCUGCAGGGUAUACCUGCCUGGCAGGAAUCUUCAGACCAUUUCCCCACCUUCUAGGGCCUAGGGCUAUGCGGGACAAUGAGCUGGAAAGGGGCUGCAUAGACCAGUGCCUGAGUUUCAUCUGUUUGCCAUCAUUUAUCUCUGGUCGCUGGGAUUUUGUGUAGGGGGAGGGUGGGCAGAAGGGAAGGAGAAAUGGCAGAUAAUUCAGGUGGUGCCUGAGACUGGCUUAGGCCCAUGCUCUGCUCUGAUUCAGGCUCUUGGGAUGGGAAGGGGGAGGAAAUACUUUAUAGGAGAAACAAAUGUGGGAAGGGUCCAUAAAACUUUACUGCAUUUCCUCUCCCGCCUCCCACAAUGGGGUGAUUUCCUGGAGCCAAGCCUAGGCCCCCCAUACUGGGGGGGGGGAGAGGUUCAGGAGCUGGGCUAGAAGGUUUUUCCAGCAGCCAAGAGGGAAAGAGAGCAGGGAGGCUCUGGGGAGGGGUAAGGGGAAUAUUUAUGAUUAUUAAUGCUGAUGCUCCUUGGAUUUAUUAUAAGGACUGACUUCUCUGCAUCCUAUUGCCUAAGCCACCUGUCAUUUUUUAAAAGACCCAAGAGCCUUUCCUCACUCCACGCUAGCCAGUAGGAGGUCUCACCAAAUGUUUAUUGAACUGCACCCAUUGCAGCACCCUUCUUCACACUGCACUCACUCAGACCAGAUUAGGCCUCCCGAAGUGGCUCUCCUCCACCAGCACACAGCAGACAGCCCAGCGCCAGCUCGCCCACUCUCUCUCUCUCUCUUUCUCCCUCUCUUUCUCAAA